This is a messenger RNA of Pelobates cultripes (western spadefoot toad), 30493 nucleotides long. The record is from the annotation of a GenBank genome assembly. NCBI's taxonomy places the organism in Eukaryota, Metazoa, Chordata, Amphibia, Anura, Pelobatidae.
GAGUAAUGGGAGUUUAAGCGCAGGACUUGUUUUUGUAUAAUUUUUCUUUUUUGUGUGCUCAGUUUUGUUAACAAUAGCAGAUAGAUUACGUUUUUGAGACAUAGUGAAUCUUUACCUUUGAUUCCUUGCUCCAUCUCUCCAUCCAUUCCUUUGUGAUGUUUAUUUUACUGCUUUAGGUGACAUCACACCUCAUGUUCAGGCAUGUUACUGAACUGCUCGUAUCCAGAGAUGAAACUCAAUAAACACCAUUAGAGCAAGAGGCCCGCCAGAAAGUAAUUAUAUUUCUACAAUACUGGCCGUCCAUCUGUGUGGCACAUAAAUUCAUCCUUCCCUUCUCAUAUCUAUUAUAUAAACACCAGUCUAAUGCUGCACUCAGGAAGUAUUCAGUCACUUCCUCUCUGCCAGUGUUCUACCAACAGGGGACCACACAAACCACAAACCCACAAGAAAAGCAAGGCACAGUGUGUUACAAAGGAAAGGUUAGGAACGAUUUAUUAUGAGGCACACAUCCCUCAAAAUAUGAUGUUUUAUCCUAAAUUGCCUUAAUUGUGUAUAAUGACAUGAUUAAGACCAUUUAGGUCAAAACAUUGUAUUUGGGGGGCAGUGUGCCUCAUAAUAAAUCUCACCUACAUUUCCUUUGUAGCUCACUUUGUCUGGUCAGGCUGAUACAGUUCAAUUUAAAGGAAUACUAUAGGGUCAGGGACACAAAUGUGUAUUCCUGACCCUUAACCAAUCACAAUGCUUUCCCAUAGGAAAGCACUGGAUUGGCUGAGAUAGUCAAUUCUGAUUACCUCAGCCAAGGAGGUGGGUGCAGGGGGGGAGGAGCAAAUGCUGUCCUAGCCUAUCAGCAUAUCCUCAUAGAGAUGCAUUGAAUCAAUGGAUCUCAAUUGGGAGCAUUCGGUGUCUCCAUGCAGAGCAGCAGUGACCCAGAAAACACCUCCUGAGGAGUGACCAGUGGAGGAGUUCCAAGGCUGCAAUUUAAAUACUGCCUUUUCUCUGGAAAGGCAUUUUUCACAACAAAAAAGCCUACAGGGACUGACUAUACUCACCAGGACAACUACAUUAAGCUAUAGUUGUUCUGGUGACUAUAGUGUCCCUUUAACAGCCACCUUUCUGUGUCAGGACAUCUAUCCUCGUUGCACUGUUAGUGAACACAAAGCCUGUACACGUGUGCAUUAAAGCGGUCUGUGAUUCUGAAGUACACAGCUUCAAAGCUUCCUGAAGCUUCUUCUGCUCCUUUGUUUACUCUGCUGCUCCUGUGUUCCAUGAGAAUGCAGAAAGGCUAAUACACUCAGAGGGAAAUCACAAAAAAAGCUGUGAACUCUAUAUGGCUGCUCUGGAGGCACAGAGAGAAACAUGACAUAUUUCACCUCCAUUUAUGUCUAUGUUCAGUGAGAGUGCUGGGUGCAGAUCUGGUGGGCCACGAUUUUGGCAAAGACCAUUGACGAGCCUGUCUGACAGGCCCCAUUCCCAUUAAGGCCACCACAAGUUAAGGCCAUGUGUAGAGCAUUAUUUAAACUCUGUCUACAUGGACAUAGUGAGGUUAGCCACCACAGUGUGAGCACGUAUAAAAAUGUUCUAUCUUUCUAUGAUGAUUAGGGAAAACCCGAAGACAGUGUGACAGGCCCACCUGUCCUCCUGAUGUUCUCACAAAAACAGGUGUAAAACAAUGAGCUGUCUGUAUCUGCUCUUGAACCACAGACAGCUUCCUGGCUUUAUAUCAUUGUUCUGUGUGAAGGCCUGCAAAAUGGGACAUGACAUCUGGUCCUCCCUGUGCCCUCACUGAGCACAAGUAUAAGAAUAUCACGAAGCCCUGGAGCUGUGUGUGCUGUAGAAAGCAAAGAAAGAUGUUUUCAACUAUAUUACAGGGACUCAGUUUUCCACCUCCUAAAUAAGGAAGGCAAAUGGGAAAGGGGCAAUACAAAUAAUCUAAAACAAGGACAAAGGGGAGUUGCCCAUAUAGAUAGGAAGAGUGUGAGGAAAGUCAGGAAGAGUAGCAUUAGGACUGCAAUCAUUGUAGGGUUAGCAUUGUAUUUAUGGUAAAUUAGAGUUAAUUAGUAAAAUAUAGUUAUUUCCAUGCAUAGUAGUCAGAGCGGAAUUGCUCUGAAGUUCUGCUACAUAUACAAUAAAACCUUGCCUGGAGUUUGGAGUUGGAUUUUAGAAUCCAUAGACCAGAAUAAAAAGCCUCUACUUUGCUGAGUUACGCCGUAGUCUGGGUAGAGCUCCAAACUGGUUAUGUAAAACCUGAGAACUUGAAGAUUAUUUUACAUAUUUAUUUUAAUACAUUGGCCAUAUAUUUUUCUUAGCAAAGCUUCCCUCUGUUUCAAAAGUGCAAAAAAUUGGUCAUCUUUAAAGAAACAUUCUGGACACCAUUACCACCUUAUCUCAAAUAAGUUGUUAUGGUAUCUGGAGUUCCCUGGUGUUGUUUAGCCUUCAAGUGUGAACAUGGUUGAAAAAGUGUCCUCACUUGGGCUAAUGGUGGAACAUUAGCUUGAGCAGAGAAGGGAUGGCAGUGAUAGGCUGAGAUAGCUCUUUGCCUAUCAUUUGCCGCCCCUUCAUACAUUUUUAACCCUUAUUGCUGUUCUCAUCCUCUCAUUUCUUCCUCUUUGAUGCUCAAAUACAAUAGCCCAAACACAGGAAGAGGGGAAGCAGACUGUUGCUUGGAGACGCUACAUUAGCAAAAUGGUUUAACACUUGGAGGUAAGAUGUUGCCAGGGGACUCCAGGCUCCACAAACACUUUAUUUAGAUGCAAUAAAGCAUUUACCCUGUAGCAAUCCUCUACUGAGAACCCUGUAUUUCUCAUUAUAAGUUACAUUCAACAAGUCAUGGAAGUGAACAGAUUAAUAAUGAUUUAAUAUUCACUAUAGUAUGUAUACCGUUAGGUGUCAAGUGUUUUUUUGCAAGGACAAUUCUAUACAAUGGGCUUCUGUCUCAAUCUCAAAUUGUUUUACGGACCUGUACAGAAUUCUGAAAUUAGACUGAUAUAUCGGUUUGCAGUCAGUUUUGUUACCAACUGUGAAGAAUUUUUGGGCAGACGUAACAGAGGGGACCAGGGUUAUACAUGGGCAUAGGAACCUUGGGGGCAAAGGGGGGGACGACAAAUUGGAGGUUGAGACAGUUGGAGGUUGAGACAGAACAUGUCUUAAAAGCGCUGGUUAUCUCAUUCUACUAAUAGAUGUCUUUGUGAUAAUAUAUCAUUUUACCUUUAUAAAACUAUUUGGUUCAAUGUAUGAUCCCUGGGUGGGGCUAGGAGGUAAUUAUGAAAAGGCUACCUCACUCCCAGAUUUUCUUUGGUUACUACACUGAUGAGCCUAAAUUACCUGAAUAGCAGGUGAUGAGGACCUGGCUGUGUAGUCCUGCAAUCAGCUGGUGCUUCACAAGUCCAUUGACUUAUCUUCAAUUGAUGGAGCAGGUAACAUGUGGCUGGAUGUAAUUGUUAAGAAAGAAAAGUUUUAAAGACUGUGCAAAGAGAGAAAGCAGUGAGAUAUGACACAUAGAGACACAACAAAGACAGAGAGAAAUAUUAAUAACCGACAACAUGGAUAGAAAAACUGAAAAGAGACAGAGGGAGAAUAGACAACAUAAAGAGGGACAGUGUAGAGAUAGGCAACAAAGAAAGAGACAGGAGCAAGUUAAAAAUUAUAUUUACGUAAGGCAGAUUAAAACAAGAAAUAAGGAAAAAAUUACAAAAGGGCACAGGUGACAGACAAAAAAUAGAGAAUGUGUGGGAAGGAUACAACAUAAGGGAAAUAUUUUGAGAGCAAAAAAAAGCAAAAUAGAGAACAUUCUAUGAAAUUAAAUUUAAUUUAAAAAAAUGAGGGAACAAGUAAAAGUUUGCAUAUUGUAUAUAUGGACUGGAAGGGAUGGGAUUUGUGAGCUGGAAAUGGGAGGGCGGAGUGCCUUUAGGGCUGGCCAGAGGGGUCAGGGACUGGAAAUUGGGCAGGUGACUAUAUGUCUAUGUUGGUGGGGCAUGUCUAUGUCGGUGGGGCUAGUUAAUCUGGAAUAUAUGGCCUCAGGGGUGUGCAAUAUGUUUAGUUAAGGAACACCUUGGGGGGUGGAAUAUGACAGGGAGAGAUGACUUAGGGAAGGGAUAUGGUGGGGGAGAGAUGAAUUUGGGAGGGAUGUCUUUUUGUGUGGAGAUAAACUGCGGGAGGGAUGUGGCUGUGCUAAUAUGUACCUGGGGGGGAAGUGUUUGUUUGUGGAAGAUGAAAUGUAAAUGAGCAAAGUUGAAGUGAGCAUUAAACGUGAUUGUCUGGUAAGGUGCUACGAAAACCACUGGUGUGCAUGCUAAACUCCUAUAAACUGUUUACUAGAUUCUCAGUUGCAAAUUUUCCUUAUAUUUUCAUUUCAUAUGUUUUCAAGUUAGAUAUACGGAUUUAAAAGACCUCUUUUAUUUCUUGGAAUCUGCCCUUAAGAGCAUGUAAUCAUUUUUCUACAAACCAGAAAAAUAUUUCCCUUUCCAACCCCCUCAGUCUUAAAUUAAAUGUUUUACUAACCCAGCAUUCAAACAUCAUUUUUUAAUGCAACACGAAUCUGGCUCCCGUGGCCCUAAUAUCCAGGAAUGUAGUGUUGUGCUAUAUGAGAGUUAGCUCAAUGAAUUUAUCACAAUGAAAAUUAAAAACGCGUAUCAAAGAAUAUUUUGUUUCUGCAGAACCACAUUGUUUACAGUUAAAGAGACAUCUUGCAGAAGUGCAGUGAUAUAUUUACUACAAAUUGGGAAAUAUAAAACUACGGGAUAUUUGGCGCUGGGUUUUUAGUUCAUGUGUCUUUUGAAAAUCCGUGCUAUUUAUUUUACUCCGCAAAGGGUUAUUUAUCAAAAUUUUAAUUAUUAGGAAUUCAAAGUGAAUUUUUAAUUUUAGGACUUAGUAGGCAAACUGAAAAAAAGAAUCUCAACUAAAAAUCACCAAUGUUUUCAAUUUAGCUAUUUUGGUCUAGAUUGUUUUUAUAGAAUUUACACUACUAAUAAAGAAGAAGAAUGCCUACCUGACAACACUGCCCCAAUCUGGGCCCCCAAUUCCAUGUUGGAGGUUUAAUGGAUCAUUCUAAGUCUCCAUGAAAAAAAUAGGUUUCAUUUUAAUCAGCUCUUACAGCACAGUGUUUUUACCUUAGACAUUAUUUUCUCCUGUGUUGUUAAUGCUAUUAACAGAGCCGAAGAUAAGAAAUUCUAAAAUGAACACACUGUGUAAGGGAAUCUAAAAUGAACCCCUUUAAUGUAUGGUGCCUUGCUUCUUAGGAAUUAGAGUAGUUAUGAUGCCAGGAGUGCCAAGGUGCCAUCCCAGGGUAGGUAGACAAACCAUUUGGCAAAGAUUAGCUGGGGACCACCUGGGGAGCAGUCACCUCCUCCUGUGCUGCCAGAAGCUCUCAGCCAAUGAGCUGACCCAGCAGGAUUCCGUGGCAAAUCCAGGAAGGAAGCAAUGGGGCAAUCACUCCCCCCCACCCUCGCUGAGAAAAUAGUAAAGAGCCAAUGCUCUCCGUUGCAGAGCCGGCACUAUUCAAGCGCCGGCCCUGCUCUGUGGUCAGAGAUCUUCCUCACCAGCCCACAGGCACUUUGCUUGCAGCCUACAGGGGAGGGAGGACACAGGAGCUCAGGCCUUUGGGUCCUUUUCUCAUGAGCACACAGUGCUGCUGUGGUUACUAUGGCCACGCUCUGGAUCUCGUGAGAGUGACCACUAGCCCAGGAGCCUCAGGCUAGAAAUCACUCUCACCACCAGAACUGUCAGGGUUUCUCCACUGUCCCACCAGGGAUAGCAGGACAUAUCCCCCCUCCCUGAGCAAAGGUAAGAAGGGAGGGGGGAUUUAAAGAUUGUUUAUUUUAAUUAAAAAAAAAGUAUAUACAUUUAUUAAUCAGCUCCCUUACCCCCACACACAAUAACUUUCACACACAUUGUCCCCCCACACAAACACUGGCCCACACACUGUACCUCUCACACACACACUGUACUUUUCACACACACACUGUAUCCCUCACACACACACUGCACUCCUCACAUACACACUGAACCUACACACACACACUGUACCCCUCACACACACUGCACCCCACACACACUGUACCCCCCCACACACUGCACCCCUCAUCAACACACUGUACCUCUCACACAAACUGUACCUCUCACACACACUGCACCCUCCCACACACUGUACCUCUCUCACACACACUGCACCCCUCAUACACACACACACACAAAUUGCACUCCUCACACAAACACACGCACCACACACACUUCACCACUUACACACUAUUGCCCCUAUAUCCUACUACAGGUUGUUAAACUGUUCUAAAACUGUUUGACUACUUAUUCUGGGAGGGCACCACAGCACUUCUGGCAUCACAGUAACUACAUAGAACUGCAGUGGUUAUUGUGCCUGGAUUGUUCCUUUAAAUAAUCUUUCGGUGACCCUCCCAAGAUAAGGUUCUGGAUCCACCCCUGGCGGGACUGGGCUUAACCCAGUGAAUCUAAUUUACAGCUCCUUGCAGGAUCUUCCAGCUCCACAGGAGGUUAUGACUAUCACCUUGCAGACCUCAGGUACGUUAACAAACUGACUAAAACUGCAGUGGUUAUGGUGCUUGGACUGUUCCAAACAACACAGUGAGAGCAUACCAUUAAGUGAUCUAUGGACCUGAGUUUUCUUUUUCAUAGGGGAGAAUUGUCCCGUAAAAAUAAGUGGAGUAAAUCCUAUUUAGUAAUCAGAGUAUUUUUCACACCAUGCUUGUGGACUUUCUCGAUGUUCUUUGUACAGGCAGCCAUGUGUCACAAUUUACUUCUGGCAUUGUUCCUUCCUGCACAGAUUAGAAUCCUCCCAAUAAAUACUUUUAUCCACAGCAGCCUUGAGAGGUGAUGCUAUAGGACUAAAACAAUGAGUACCUAUAAAGAAAAAAAUGGGUGUUAGAUACAUUUGUGUUAACAACGAUUCCGUUCACGUAGGUCCAAGAAUUCCUCAAACCAAUUCUUCACACAUAACUAACACUCAUCCUUCAUGAUACUAACACUUCCUCCAUGCAUUGCCCCAGGGGCCUGUCAAUCACCCAUUGUUUACGCUGCUCAGAGAAUAUAAUUACAUAUUCAUGCAUUCAGUGUGCUUGCUGCAUGUUUAGCUAUUUCUCCUUUACAAGGCAUCACCAACGAGCAAUCAUGCAAUCUACUGUCUAUUUCUAAGAAACGAGCACUUUGAUGCAUCUCAUUUAAAUAAAAAUAUAGCUUGCAGGUUCGAAAUCUCACUUGACUGCAGUUUAAUGAGGUGAUUAGUAGUGAUUUAUACAAUCUCUGGGGGGACCAGUUCUUCCCUGUUUUAGUGGAGGAGAUAAGUGAUAAAUGUAUGAUCGUAAUUAGAUGGUGCGAUAAAUGUAUGAUCAUAAUUAGGUAUGUUAUCAAAAGCACAUGUCACCAUUAACAGAUCUAGGUGUGUCACUUUGUCGCAUUUCAUAUGAACUAAUUUGUGAUGAAGGAAAAAAAUAUAUGAAACAAGUGAAUAAAGUUAAAAAUGUAAUUUAUUCAUUGUACAAGGUAAAAUGAAACAACAUUUAACCCUUACUUUACCAAGUCUGUACACCAGCGCUCAUCACAUUCCGAGCACCUUUCAUUCGGCAGAUGUUCAUCUGCAAACAUUUGGACGUUCAGUUCCCACUUCUGCUGUUUGAUCAGGGACCAUACGGCAUUAAUUAGUGAUAAAUGGAAGGUUUUUGACUUAUGGUGGCCAGUAGUUUAAUGUAUUCCUCAUCGGAAUGAGCAAAGAAAAUGUUAAAAUUAAUGUUGGGGUCCCCAGGGACAGAAAUGAUUCCCCACAUUUAACCCAACAGAUGAUAUCACCCAAUGUGCGGGCUGUUAUGCUGGGUAUGGGCUCAGGAAAUUAUCCCAUCCAACCCCUAUCAUCUAUUGAUUUGCAAUAAUGUGGAUUAAGCGAUGAGUCCCUAAUUAUAAAUAAUUUCCAUGUUAUAUUAAAUAGUAAUCGCAUAUAAGAUCAGUUAUUACCCAAAACCUAGCUGUGUCUACCUCACCAUGCAUAGUAAGGAAUAGAUGCUCUACAACCACAACAAAAAUAUAAAAUAACCAUAGGGUGGCUUUCCCCUGGUCCCUAAGUAACAUGAUGAAUAAUUUACAAAAAUCUUCACCCCCAAGCCUCUGCUACUCUGAUUAAUGGUAGGCUGGGCAAGUGCUCUCAAGAAAUGUAACAGAAUAAAAUAAAAUAGAACUUAUAGUUAUAAUUUAUCUGAGCCUUAUCUCUGCCCAUUGAAAAUAUAUCUUUAUGGCCAAGGGUUCUAGGCACCACUGCCGAAUCAUUUCUAGACUGGGAUCUAUUGAUUAAUGGAGUACGGAAGGCACCGGAUACAGUCCAGCUUUCUAUUAUGUUUAUUAUUAUUAUUGGAGUUUAUAUAGCGCCAAAUUAUUCCUCAGCUCUUUACAAUAUUUUACUGGGAAGAAUUUAGUAACUAAUGAGAAAAACUAUUAGACAUUUUUAUCAUGAACGGUUGAACAAGCUUAGAAUCUAGAGAAUGCAGAGUAUAAAAACAUAAUAGGAAGGUCAGUGUGGGGGAUAGUAACCAAGUGACAGGGUGGGAAAGUAGCAGAAUUAAGUGAUGAAAGUGAAGUGGAAAUUGGACCAUUAAUCGAACUUAAAGAGCAGAAUAUGGGUUACCUAGGAGACCUGUUUGCCAGGUAAGUUUGCCAAAUGAGGCAGAAAAAACAGAAGGGAUCAAGGACAGGUCCUUCAGGGACUCCAUCUGAUUUAGAAUUAGGGGAGGAUGUGUUACUAGAAUUGGAGACACCAAAAGAUUGUUAGGGAUACAUAGGAUGCCUUCAUCUAUUGAAUAUCUAACAACCCACACACACAUUUUAUUUUGCCUCAACAAUCUGCAAUUAUGGCCAGCUGUAUUUAGCGCCAGGCUAACAAGGCAUAAAUACCUUAUGCGGGGCCCAAGAGUUGGCUGGCUGCCCACCCUUGAGCGUGUGUGUCUGUCAGUUUGUGUGUGUCUGUCUGAGUGUGUUUGUCAGUGUGUGUGUGUCAGUGAGUGUGUGUAUAUGUCUGUCUGUCAGUGAAUAUGUGUUUAUAUCUGUGAGUGUGUCUGUCAGUGAAUGUGUGUUUCUGUGAGGGAGUAUGUGUGUUUCUGUGAGUGAGUUUGUGUGUGUCUGUCAGUGAGUGUACCUGAGAGUGUGUGCCGGUCAGUGAGUGGUUGUGUCUGUGUGUAUGUCAGUCAAAGCGUGUGUUAGUCUUUAACAGGAAGAGGUGAGACUUUGACCGGAAGGUGUGGGGCAAAUUUAAAUUAGGGGGUGCCCGAGUUCCGUCAUGCCUAUGUCAGCACAAAUUCAAAAUACACCACCAAAUUUUGCAUGCAUUUGAUAUUUCAUAGAAAAAUAGCAAUAUUUAAGGAAACAUCUGUUCACAUAGAACAUUUAUUUGCUCAGUGAAUGUUCCAUGAGACAUUUAGUCCUUCAAAUGAAUGUCACUUUAUCCAGAUUUUCCCAUCUCUAUUUUUUUAUUAUGAAGGAAUUUAAUGUGUCCACUUUUUUCAAACACAACAUAUGAUACAGAAGUCAGUGCUCCAACAGCAAUAAAUUAAGUACUCAUUCAAAUUUUAGGGUGUCACAAACUUACCUUUAACUGCCGCCCGCACCGCUCCUCUCCUUAGGCCACAUAGGCAGAACGCACUGCCUCAGCCCAUGUGGCCCGAAUGCUACAUGUAGCAAUGUGUGGUCUGAAUAGAAUGCUUACCUUCGGUCCCGCGAAUGUCUCCCUCUGCUAGUUCGCAGGAUGAACUGCAACCUCGCAAAAAUAAAAUAUAAAGCCAUGACGUCAUUACCUUAAAGGGACCACGUCAUCUAGGCUGUUUGGGCUCGCAGAGAUGACGUGCACCAAUGGAAACUCUUUUGUGCCUAUUUAAGGCUUGUUUUAGCCUCCAUUCUUUGCCUUAUCGUGGUUUCUGUUAGAUCUUCGUUUAGUGCUCUAAUUUCCUGUGUUUGACCUCGGCUUCUUAUUUGACUUGUGAUUUCUGGUAUCGUGACCUCGGCUUUGUAUUUGACUUGUGAUUUCUAACAUUGUGACUUCGGCUUCGUAUUUGACUUGUGAUUUCUGGUAUCAUGACCUCGGCUUCGUAUUUGACUUGUGAUUUCUGGUAUCCUGACCUCGGCUUCAUAUUUGACUUGUGAUUUCUAAUAUCGUGACCUCGGCUUCGUAUUUGACUUGUGAUUUCUGGUAUCAUGACCUCGGCUUCGUAUUUGACUUGUGAUUUCCUGUAUCCUGACCCGGCUUUGUCUUGACUCUGAGUAUAUCUGUAAUCCUAACCUUGAUUUAUCUUGACCCUGUUUCUUGUUUUUUUAAUACGUUGAGUCCGACCAUUCUAAGGCUCGGUAAUACGUCUUUCGGAUCCAUCUUUUGUGGGUUCCCUCUCUCCUGUGUGUUGGGGUAUGACUCCCAUGACAUGGGUCAUAUCAUCGAUUGAACGUUUCAUAAAAAAUGAAAAAAGAAAAACAAUACAAGGAGAAAGACUCAUACACUAGCAUAACAUCAGAAGAACUUAUGACAUAGAAAGGGAAAUUGAGGGGGCGGAGCCAAGCCAGCGAGCUGACAAGUUGUGCCUUGCACGAGCUCCUGCUGCAGGGGCUACUCUCUCGAUGAUUACUCGGGCUGCAGUGCUGGAAACCUCCCAUAACGAAGCUACAUGGAUGGGGGAAGCCUGCACGUACCCGCAGAUACCAAAAUCGAUGCCCGGAACGCCCGGGAACUGCAGCAGCAAGUAGAGGCCUACUGGAGAAAGAUGGCCGCUUCCCCCCUACUGCUACAAGCUACAAGCCACGAGCGAGCAAGACACAUCCCCACCCCCUGUGGACCGUUGGGGGAUAUCUCAGUUCCCGCCAGAAGGAGCACCCAACACCAUAUACCUCAUGGAUGACCUGGCAGGCCUCACAAACUACACGGGACAGAGGUCUCCAAAAUGACGGUCGUAUUAGACCCAGAUUCAGGCGGCACGCAAAUGCAGCAACAUGAUCUGCCAGACUCCAGCAACAAAGUAAGAUACUCUAUUGACGCUAUUUUCGACCGCUUUUGGGGCAAGCUGCUGACCCGUAUUGGACCGGCAUUGACUACCCCUAUCCCGACUGUACGGGACCACGUGCGCACAGAGAGGAGAACUGGGAAACCAUCUCAGGGCACAAAACGAUCCCCCACCUCAGCCAUCCCCACAAGAUGCCCACCUGGGCUGAGAGCAAGAAGGGCCACAACCCCACAGGUACCUACCACACAGGUACAGGGCCACAAGGCAGAAGCAACGACAGACAGCAACUGACUGCAAGACCCACAGAACCGCCCUGACAGGAAAGACCCUGGACCUCAAUGGCUCCCAGGGUACCAGCUCUCACACAGCGCCUGGGCCGGAGUGGAGCCUCACCUCCACGAUGCUGCACUAGCCCUCCAACUGGACUGAGCCCAAACAAAAGAAAUAACCCUCGCACUCACCGUAUCAUGGGGCUGGCACGCCAAUCCACAACCUGGGUCCACGAAGCAACGAUAAGAAAUUACUCUAAUAUUAACUUGGAAGAUGUGUCUCAUUCUGUGUCUAUGAUAUGCCUAUCUCUCCCGCUUUUACUUUUACUUCCAUGCUUUACUAUCACUCAAUGUUCACACAUCAAUUCAAUAUAAUAUGAUAUUAUAAAAUGUGCAAGUCCCCUCUUUUCCCCACUACACUAUGCGAUGAUAAGCCUGAAGAAUGCCUUUGGGGCACCUCAAGCCUGUAUGUUAAACCUUUUGCACGUCAAAAAUACUAACUAAAAAAAAGAAAAAAAGAAAGGGAAAUUGAAAUUUGUGUACAUUAAACAAAAUCUAUCCACUCUUUUUUAUAUUGUAAAUAAUAAAAGAUGCUAAAAGGAGUCUUUUGAAGCAGGUCACAUUCCAUUAUGUAGACUCAUGGAGACACUGUGGCUGACUGCUCAAGCUUCUCGAUGAAUGAAGUUAAGUGAUGCCCUUCAAACAGUGCUUUCAGUCCCUGGCAAAUACACUCUCACACACUUUAAAAGCACUCAUCUCUGUAUUCAAAGGUUCAUAUAGCACCCGUAUUGUACUUACAUGUCAGCCUACCAGCUAAAAACUGUCUACAUUAGGCAAAAGAGCAUCAAAGAAAGUCUAUAUAUUGUGUUACCACUUUAAGAGUGUUCAUCAAUUUUUUAGAACUUUUUUAAUAAUUCAUAUAAAUUGUACUUUGUCUUUUUACUCAUUAUAUUACUGGGCACUAGUGUUGUCAAAUUGGUUGUUUUUUUUUUAUGCAACUUUGUUAAGCAGUCUGACAUUAAGGGGAAAUUGCUACCCGUCAGUAUGGACAAAAUCAUAUGUUGACAAAGAGAAAGUAAUUAAUUAAUCAUGAAGGUUGCCAUGAGAUUACCUCUGUCAUUUUUGGGGUCUUUUUCACUGGUCUACUCUUGUACAUAGAAACAUAGACAUAAAAACAUAGACUGUGACGGCAGAUAAGAACUAUUCUAGUCUGCCCAACUUUCUAAGUACUCUCAUUAGUCCCUGGCCUUAUCUUUUAACUAGGAUAUGUGUGAGUAUACAACAUAAAAGUAUAUGGAAAACUCUGCUAGACCAUUGGAUUCUCCAUAAAACUGUUUCGAUUCAAUAAAGUAAGAUUAUAUUAAAGUUUUUAAAAUGUAUUAUCUAACAAAUACUUAAAAAUUACAACAAUCACAAAAUGUUGAAUGUAUACUCUAGUGAUAAGAAGAUCACUGAUAAUGAGCUAAACUGAAGACAAUGUGCAAUUAUAGGCCUAGGGAAAACUAUUUUGUCCUGCAUUAUCUGUGGCAGCUAGGCAUAAGCACACUUAGUACACCCCUUCCAUACAUCAAACUGGGUUAUUUACUUCCUAAAUUCUCUAGGGCUGUACCUUUUCUGUGGAACUCCCUUUCCUUUUCCGUUAGACGCUCACCCAGUCUCUACUCCUUCAAAAAAUCAUUAAAAUCUAACUUUUUCACAAAAGUAUAUCAAUUAAACUGUUAAUGGUUUAAAAAAAAACCCACACUAAGUCUUCAUUGAAUACUAUUCUACCAAUCUACUUCGCUAAUACUUCCCUUACCUUUUGUGUCACUUUAGCAUACUCCCUCUAGCAUGUAAGCUCCUCGAACAGGGCCCUCAACCCCUCUGUUCCUCUGUGUCCAACUUGUCUGGUUACAACUACAUGUUUGUUCGUCCACCCACUGUAAAGCACUGAGGAAUUUGUUGGCGCUAUAUAAAUAUUAUAAUAAUAAAGUGAAGGUGAAUUCCAAGUGAAUUUUAAAUUUAAGGUAAAACUUAAGAUACUCUGGCCUUAAAUUUGAAAUUCACUUUAAAGUCUAAUUUUGGUAAAUAACCUUAUGUGUCUCUCUUACUGACAGACAAAAGGCUUUUGUUUAGCACAUAACUAAUUUCCAAACACAUUUAAUAUAGUUUAAAGACUCAUUAGUGAAUAAUCUUUUGCUGUAAUGCUCUGCUAUAUAUUUAUGUGCACCCAAAAUUAGGAACCUCUGUAACAGAGGAACAUAAAGGUAGAGAGGGGAAACAAAAGGCUUUGUUUCCUACUUCUAUUAGUUGAGUGUUAUCCCUUGGUAACCUCAUUUACAGUAGUUUUCCUGUAAAUGAAAAUUGUAGACCUCGCUGCAUAUUUCAUGGUGUGUGUCAUUGUUUGUGUACGUGUCCUUUUAUAUCUCUAGUGGCUUUUUAACCCCUUAAGGACCCAACUUCUGGACUAAAAGGGAAUCAUGACGGAAUAUUUGCGUCAUGUGUCCUUAAGGGGUUAAGUUCUAUGGUGUCUGUGUGCAUGUUCAUUCUUGUUAUGUCAAUAUUUAACUAAUAUUUCCAAGAACACAGCAUUGGUAGCAGAUAUCAGAACCCCCCGUAAUUGUAGUUUCUGUACAGUACAACUCUCAAAAUCCUCAGCCAACAUCCAGCCACACAUCAGAGGAGUUUUCCCAUCUCAGAAAGUGCCUAUUAUUUUGCAGAGCAAAGAAAUAACAGAAAUUAUUGCAUAAUUAAUUCAUUGUAUUAUAAUAAUCUAAUAAUCUUCUUAUUUUCUAUAAGCAUGAAAAUAAUCUGGUCUUUCAGAGCCGUCACUUCAUUUUGUCAAACGUUUUUGACUGACAAACCCGGGCACUUAUAAAUUGUUUUAUUCUUUAUUACACACCAUGUUCUGUAACUGACAUCACAAUCCAGUUCGGUCUUGGUUCAGCCAGGGCACACAUUCCAUUGGCGUAGAAGAAACAGAAACCUUGUUUCUAGUUUAAUUUAUUUCUCUACACUCUCUCUAGCAGACUGACAGAUGCAAAUAACAGAAUUACACAUUGUUAAAUAUGAACCAAGACUCAAAUCCACCAGGUGCAGCCUUUCUUAUAUUUAUGUUACUGCUGUUGACCCAAAAGAAGUAAAAAAUAGUAUUUUGCACUUUUUCCACAAAUUGGGAACAAAUUACUUCUUGAAUCUUGAUGUCAAAAUGGCAAUCAGAUGUUAUCUUUGAUUUACAAGCUGAUACAAUACAUUUUAACCAUUAGGCCCUAGAUGAUUCUGCAUCUAUUUGGAAAAGAAAAUCCAGACUUUUAAACAAUCUGUACAGAAUUUGAUAAAACAACCUCUGAAGCCAGAUAAUUCCACAUCUUUAUUGCUCUUUACUGUAAAGAAUCCUUUGUCUGCCAUAAGUGAAAUCUCUUUUCUUUAAAUCUAAGUAGGCUAGCUUUUUGUCCUUUGUUAGUGAACAGUUUACCAGUGAGCUACUUAUAUUGUAUAUAUUUGUAUAAUUUACAUAUAGUUACAUAGGCUGAAAAGAGGCAUGUGUCCAACAAGUUCAGCCUUCCUCACAUUUGUUUUUUGCUGUUGAUCCAAAAGAAGGCAAAAAAACCCAACAACACAGUUUGAAGCACUUCCAAUAGCAACAAACUAGGGGGAGAAAAUCACGAUUGACCCCACAAAGGCAGUCAGAUUAAUCCUUGGAUCAAGAAGCUAUUACCCGACAGUUGAAAAAUGAUGUAAUUGGGGGCGUGGCCUGGACACUGAACAAGAUGGACGCUUAAGCACGGUGCUCCGCUCCACCAAGCCCUUCUAAGCAUUCCACAAUAAGCUACAGCUGACAAAUGGGCCGCAACCGCCAUCCAGAUCACCCUCAGACCCCGAGGGGCACACAAUCGAGACCCCAACAAGGCCCGAUGGAUGGCUACGUACACCCUCAGAGGGAACCGGACAGUGAGGCCGAGCCGACGAGCCCUGCACCGCUAUCACCAGCCUCAAUGGCCGAAAAUGAACCGUCGGCCCUAGACCGCAUAGGGGAAGAACUACGCCUUAUAGCCACAUCUAUGGCUACUAAAACUGACCUGCUGUCUCACACCACCGCAAUUCAAGAUGCAUUGAGGGCGGAGAUAGCGGGAAUCCGCACGGAGGUCGGAGCUCAGUCGGGCCGCAUCCAGUCCCUAGAGGCCUCCCACACAACGCAAGCGGAUAGGAUCACGGCGACUGAAUCGGCCAUCACCCGACAAGGAGAGCUCAUACUUGCUAUGAGACGCACAAUGGAGGAUCUCGACAAUAGGGGAAGACGCUGCAACAUUAGAGUCCACGGAGUUCCUGAAUCGGACACCGGGGAAAAUGUUGAAGGGCUGCUUUCUGCACUAUUUAACAGUAUACUACAAUGGGAGGCCCCGCCAAGCUUUAAAUUUGAUAGGGCUCGAGAGAUAUAAUAUGUUGCCUUCACUCGUUCCCUAUAAAAGACGCAAUAAUGCACAAAGCCAGAGAGAAACCAACAUGGCCAUACUUGGGCGCUUAAGUAGCCCUGUUUAAUGAUUUAUCUCCUAUGACGCUGGACGCGAGAAGGGCACUCCAUCCAGUCACGACCCUACUCCGAGAGCACCACAUCUCCUACAAAUGGGGGUUUCCAUUUGCCCUCCAGGUGCACCACCAGGAUAGGUGGUUAUCGGCUAAAAGCCCAGAAGAAGUACCGCGCCUACUAGAAGACAUGGGCCUACCACCCACACCGGUCCCCAACUGGAUACUAGACCCGUUGGGACACGGACCUCGACCACAACGUGUACCCAGGAGACGCAGGGGGGGAUCUCCACCUGGACCCCCACCGAGACGCCGACCAGAUUGGGGACACCCGGCGGAGUAAGUACACAUGCAAACACAGCUACCUCGGGGGUGCCCUCACCAACCCAACACCCCAAUAGCAUCUAUGGCCCUGACUGACCCGGAAAGCCUCAUCUCCUCUCAUAGCUACAGGACAGGGGGGACGACAUGAGAAGCCUUGGGGGGGGGAAACGGGUGAAGGUUUCAUAUAAUGUUAGCCGACCACAUACCCGGCCGAGGACCCUCCCCUUCUGGACUCCAUACGGGGCACCAUGGCCUCGGCCUUGUGUGAAGAGAGGGGGCGACCCACCUGGCGUACCCUGCGGUUUGGGGGGGAAUUUGGGGGAUCUUGGGGGAUUCUGGGGGCACACUUGCAAUGGCGGACCUGGUACCAGAACAUUAACACCCAAACUUGACUGGGCGGAACACUCUCCCGGCCGACCCUCACCACAGCCAAGGAUUAAUGAGACGGCUUUUAUUGGGACAUCCACGAUAACAAGCAUCCAGCUUCCAGGGACUGGGGAUCUCGGGCUACAUCAUGAGCGGUGGGGGAGACAGUGGAGGGGUUAGGUCCGGCGGGGGGUUCCCUCCCCGGCCGCACACGAUACCUAGGAUCAGGACACACACACACACAUAUGCACACGCCUUCACACACACACACACACUAUCACACACACACACACCUGCGAACCCUCCCCCUUUGGCCUGGGGGGGAGGGGCUCCUCCCCACUCAUACUCAUACUCACACUCACACAACCAUCUAGCCCUCCUUCAGCUGACAUGCCUGGUGGCCAGCGGCCUCAGCUGGUCUCCAGGGGUGCCCCUCAUCUGAGGUCCCAGGCCGGCGGAGCCACCGCCAUGCACUACACAGGGUUCAGAUAGACCCCAGCCGAAGACUAACACCCUGAGCUCCAUAUUAGGAUAAGGUUAGCCAUACAAACGAGGUGUGGAAGGGGAGGGGAGGCGGGGACUUGGGGGGGGGGCUGAUGCUGGGUAAUCUCAUAUUGUUAUUGCAUUGUUAAGGCCUGUUCGGCCGAGCUGUUUUAUGUUCAUCUAUUUUAUUUUAAACUGAUUACGGAAUGCUAAUAUACACACAGACCUUACGCACCAUUGGGCAAGGUGGAGACUGGACAUAACCUAUAUAGAGACCUAGACAACACAACCUUGAUAGGUGCCUAGGCUACGGACCUCAACCCAUACCCGCGCACUGUAUAGGACGGUGGAACUCAUUAGGAGAUCGCGACUCGACCUGGCUGCCGGGACGGACCUCCUGAGUACCCCACCGUUGCUCAGGUUCCCUCUACUAGAGGUCGGCACACGACGGGGAGACUACACCACACCCCAGUGGUGACGCCCUAAUCCAAGGGCAUUGACCCUGACCCACCUCUCCUAAACCAUCUAUCAUCCCUACCUUAACCCUCUUUCUGCUACACCUGCACCCACCCAUCCUUAGUUUUUCCCGUACAUAUCAUUUCCCCGCUACUCCCGGAGCCGACUAGCCUUGGGUCCCCGCUGCAACCUAUCUGGCUUGGACGGAGGGCCGAGGCCAUCGCGAAACCCUACUAAGGGACGAGAGAGGGGAGCUCUGACGAAUCGGCCGUGGGGGGGGGCCCUGAGGCUGGGGUGAACAUGACCUACCAACCAGAACCCAUUAAUAUCCUUACUCUUAAUUGUAGGGGACUCAACAUCCCGGAGCGCAGAGUCCACCUACUCCGAGACCUAAGGAAGAAACAUAUCUCGGUAGCGCUACUCCAAGAAACACACUUCCGGGCAGACACUACCCCGAAACUCCAAAACAUGACAUUCCCGAAACCCUAUCUCUGUAACCAUCCGGCACAACGCAAAGCCGGAGUAGCCAUCCUCCUAGCAGCAAGAUUAGAAUUCCAGGAACUAGCGUUCACAAGCGAUCCCCAAGGUCGAUACCUGUUUCUGAAAGGAACCAUACUGAACAAAAUGUACACAUUCGCCUCCAUCUACGUACCCAAUAGGGGUCAAGCCCAAUUUAUUAAAAACACAUUAGCUAAACUACAAAAUUUCGUGGAAGGUACCCUGAUAAUAGGGGGAGACUUUAAUGUACCCUUGGAUCCCAUCCUGGACUCAUCAACAGGGCAUAGCUGUAUCCCGCAACGUAACAUUCGCCUAAUCAAAAAGUCACUGAAUGACAUGAAUCUGGUAGAUUGUUGGAGGACCCUACACCCCGACACGAAAGACUACACUCACUACUCGGCGUUACAUAGCCGAUACUCCCGCAUCGACUAUGUGUUCACCAGACAAAUCGGGCUCCCACACCUCCUUUCGACCAACAUUGAGCCGGCAACGUGGUCGGACCAUGGGGCGGUCAGGGUUACUCUGGAAUCCCCACUUUUUCGACCUACACGAUGGACUUGGAGGCUCAACGAAACGUUGCUACAGGACCCGGGCACAAAAGAACAGAUCUCACAGGACCUGACUAAUUACUUCCAAGACAAUGGAACGAUGGACACGUCCCCAAUCUCGGUGUGGGAAGCGCACAAGAGUGUAAUCCGAGGCGCGCUUAUUCGUAUAGCUUCACAAAAGAAAAAAGACGCACAAAGAGAGAUGGCUGACCUAUAUCGGCAAAUCGCCCCCCUGGAAACAUUGCAUAAAAGAUCCCAACUUGUGACCACAUAUGGGGAAUUGUUACAAGCUAGACGACAACUCAAGGACCUCUUGACGAAGCGCUACUUACGCUCCAUUCAGCGGUCCAAGGGUUUUUUCUACACCCAUGCCAAUAAGGGAGGACGCUACCUUGCGAGAUUACUAAAAGACAACACUCCCCACGCCCAGGUCCGCAAAUUACGAUUAUCCUCGGGCGCCACCUCAAUUCACCCAACCGAAAUAGCCGAGGAAUUCAGAUCGUACUACCACAAGCUAUAUAAUCUACGACCCCAGAACCACAAUCACGACGGAGAAACCGAUAACGCCAGGAUCCAAAUGUACCUGCGAAAUGCAGGGCUACGGAAACUACAAGAGGAAACAACGACCGCCCUCGACGAAUUGAUUACGGAAGAGGAAUUAGCAGCAGCAUUGAAACGGACAAGAACCGGAAAGGCACCAGGACCAGAUGGAUUCUCCACAACAUACUAUAAAACCUACGCAACACUGCUACUACCCUGGCUAACUAAAGCUGUCAAUGUGAUCACGGAGGGAAAAACAUUCGGGGCCGAAUCCCUGGCGGCGACGAUAGCAGUUCUCCCUAAACCUGGCAAGGAUCCGAUGUAUUGCAGUAAUUACCGCCCGAUCUCCCUUCUCAACGUGGACACUAAAUUAUUCAGACUCCAGGCACCAUUACCGGGCUUGAUACAUGUGGACCAAACCGGGUUUAUCCCAGGACGGGAGGCGAGGGAUAGUACGCUGCACCUAUUCGCAAUACAACAUCUGGCGCAGAGGUCGCGACGACAACUCCUCUUACUCUCCACGGAUGCAGAGAAGGCAUUCGAUCAGGUACAGUGGCCAUACAUGAUAGCUACACUACAGGAAAUGGGUGUAGGGCAAAACUUUCUCACAUGGAUCAGAGCCAUCUACAACAAUCCCAGAGCAGCAGUUAGGGUUAACGGGGCACUCACAGCUGACUUUUCAAUAUCAAAUGGCACGCGUCAGGGAUGUCCCCUAUCCCCGUUACUUUUUGCCAUAACUCUAGAACCCCUCCUACAAACAAUUCGCCAAAGCCAGGAUAUACGGGGAUUCCCAUGGAGAGAGGGGGACCAAAAAGUGGCCGCAUACGCGGACGACCUCCUCUUCUUCAUUAGCAACCCGAGGACUACACUACCAUGGCUGCUAGCGGAAUUCGACAAAUUUGGCCUAAUUCCGGGAUUCAAACUCAACUACUCCAAGUGCGAAGUGUUGAAUGUAACGAUCCCGGGGGAGGAAUACAGAGCACUGGAAACGCUGUUCCCUUUUAAAUGGUGUACCACCAAGAUGAAAUACCUGGGCAUAUGGAUAACACCUGACCCGAAAGACCUAUACCACCACAACUACACUCCAUUGUUACAGACGCUGCUUAGUCAAAUGGUCAUACCCACACAUCUCUUGGCAUGGACGUGUAGCGGUCCUGAAAAUGAAUGUCCUACCACGCCUUCUGUACCCAUUUCAGACUAUCCCAAUCGUCAUACCACCCCCAUUCUUCAACACACUUAAAUCAGCGGCUCUUCGAUAUGUAUGGAGGGGCGAGCGCUCAAGAAUCAAACACGAAACGCUCUGCCUACCCAGACAUUGCGGGGGACUUGCCCUGCCUGACUUUAAGAAAUAUUACCAGGCAACAAUCUUACAACGUAUCCUAAAUUGGCACUCGAAGACAGAGCAAAAACAAUGGGUAUCCCUGAACGCGGAAGGAAAUAGCGCAGCUCUACACUCCACCAUAUGGGAUACACAGGGACUCGACACACCGGAUGACUAUGGACCGGUAGCACAGACGAUACGUGGUUGGAGACCCCUAAGGGAGCAAAAACACGUAUCACCAACACCGAGCCCACUGCUGCCUAUUACCUAUAACCGCAAAAUAGGGGGAGGAAUUCCCACACGAACUGGCCCAUUCUCGGAAGAACAGGGACAUGUCCCUCUUCAUACGGUGCUUCAAAAUGGCACAAUCCGUUCCCUGGACUCGCUACUGAAUGGCAGACCGUGCACUUUACAACUAACGCUCAGAUAUCUCCAAGUGAAACACUUCCACAGUUCGCUCCACAACAAAGACCGUCUGAAUCGAGAACUCACAUGGUUCGAGGAAUGCUGCACGAAAGCUGUCGAACUCGACAAAACAAUUUCCUUACUAUAUCAACACCUCCUAAUCGGACACCUAACUGAACAUGACACGUACCGCGGUACAUGGGAGAAACUCCUUGCUAAACCACUCACACGACAUCAAUGGGACAAAGCGCUGCUCUGGCACCAUAAAAGCACCAUUAGUUCACAAUUUCAAGAAACGAACUAUAAAUUGCUGGCAACAUGGUAUAGAACACCCUCGCUCCUUCAUAAAAUAUACCCAUCUACCUCACCAAUCUGCUGGAGGUGUCUGACUGAACAGGGAUCUACGAUCCACCUAUGGUGGGAAUGCAGCAUGAUUAUCCCUUACUGGGAAAUGAUUAGAGUGGCGGUACGUGAGAUCCUAGGAGAGGUGACAGAUUGGUCGCCCGAAUUAGCUCUACUCCACAUAUCACCGAUGCCAAUAUCCAGCUAUAAAAAAUCGAUCUUACGACACCUAUUGAAUGCGGCCAAAAUACUCAUACCCAUAUAUUGGAAAAAAACAGAAACACCGAAAAGGGAAGAAUGGAUACGCAAAGUAGAAGAAAUCCAGGGAGCAGAAGUGAUACACGCAUCUCUACUUGGCAGAGCCACCAAACACGCAGAGACCUGGAUGCCCUGGUUCAUGUACAUCUCAAGGGGCCUCCGGACGUCGGCGGAGCUCCUCACGGGUGAGGAACGGGGCUCUGAGCGAUGGCCCGUCCCACGGGGCCCGGCCAUCUGGAGCGGCGAUGACGCAGGAAUGGGCGGCUCCGUCCUUACACUCCCCCCCUUCCCCCUCCUCUCUUCUCUUCUCCCUCCUCUUACCAACCCGUACCCCCCCCCACCCCGUCCUCCCUCUAUACCUAUACCCCAUUCCCCCUCUCACUUUCUUAACUACAUUUUAGAUGAGCCGGGAAAUCCCAACUCAUAGAUAGGCAGACGGACGUAUAACUUAUCUGACCAAAACCACACACGAAGACCAUCGCCAGAAAUAUACGACAGGCUCACUACUGAACAGAACAACACAAACACUGACUCGGACAGCAUUAACCAUUGGACAACAAAAACUGAUAAACCACGCAUAACAGUCACAUAAAGAUAUCAUCAGGUAACCGUACCGACCUACUGAUACAUUGACACUGAUUGCUAAUCAUACAAUGUAUAAACAGUGCCUUAUCAGAGGCCUCACCUGACGACCAACACAGAUAAGGGUAACGAUAAGUGGCAUGCCGAUGGCACUCAGUUCCCGCCCGAAACCCGACAAUUGUAACACGGGACAAUGAACGCAGAUGUACAUGCCACCUAUCUUGACAUUAACAAGGGCAAGACUAUGUUUGUAUGUAAUAAUGCAUCCAUUUGUAAACCAUGCUCCACCGAAAUUUGGUACUAUUCCUCCACGAAAAUGUUUGUAUUGAAUUUCUCUGCAAAAAAACCUCAAUAAAGGAUUUAAAAAAAAAGAAAAAUGAUGUAAUUGAAUAUUCUGUUUUUGCAAGUAUGCAUCUAGUUGCUGUUUAAACAUCUGUAUGGACUCUAAUAAAACCACUUCUUCAGGCAGAGAAGAUAAUGUUAUCAAGUUAUAUUAUUCUAUAUUAAUAUCAAAGAAGAAGAUUGACUGGAACAUCAACGAUUGACAGGGAGCUUAGUUGGAGGUAUUUAGCUCCGGGUAAGUAGUUAAUACAUUGCUGUGAAUUUCUACAUUACCUUUUAUUUUUCACCUUGCACGCACACAUUUCUUUGUUAAUUAAGGAUAAUAACCCUCACAACAGUUCUGACUGUUCGCUGGCAGGGCACUCCUGAUUUUAGGGUCCUAUCCUGCCAUCGCGAUUCAGUUCCCUGGUAUAGGACUAGUGAGCACUCCAGCAGACCUGAAGGUCGGGGGGUUGCCAGACAGACCCCUCCAGUCCUUCAGUGGGCCCCUGCAAAUUUCACUGGUGACACCCCCUCUCAUUCCUGCCCACCCACUUCACUCUUAAACCAGCCAAUGUUGGGAAGUAUGUGGUAGAAGUAAGCAUAGUAUUCACAAAUUCUAAGUUAUAAUUCCCCUGUAAAUUAAGACUAGGAAAAUCACAACAUUUGAAUGCUUUUCCGUCUGUUGAUGUUUUUGGAUAUGUACGAUUGCAUGUUUGCUAAAUCUGUCCUUGAAAGUGUUAGUAACAGUUAACUGUGCCUCCAUAUCUAUAGUCAGGGGUUUAUUUAAUAAACAGUAAAAUGUGAAAAAACUCAAGAUUACUGCAACAAAUAAUUCCACUAUCUCUGCUUGUAUUUGUACAGGCUGGGGUGAAGUCUGGGCUGUAUUUCCCAGGAGGCAUAGCAAAGUAUUUAAUUUGUUUCCAUGUUUAUUGAUGAUAACAUAUUUACUCCAUCUAUAUUUUUUUUUAGAUUUGGGGUAGCUGAUUACGAAUCCCCUACCCUUAUUUUACAUGCAAUUAUAGUGGUCUAUUUACUAAACAGUGAAUUGGGUUGCAUUAACAUCAAAAUACAUAAUUUACACAAAUACAGAUUUUUGACUUAGAGCGCGCAAAAUGGUUGUUUGCACAACAUGCCUUAUCAUUAUAAUAAUUAUUAUAAUAUUAGUAGCAGCAGAAUUUAUUGUACAUGCAUCAUCUGGUUAUAUGUUCUUAAGAAUAUGUAUGUUUUGGAUAUAUCAAUUGGUAUAUCUCGGUUCUUGCACACGCUAUUUUUAAAUCUUUUGGGAUCUGGUUUGUCUCUUUGGUCUUUUCUAGGAUAAGAUAGCGGACAAACAAAUUAAUUGUUUGGAAGUAAUGGAGCACACUCAGGGCGAUGAAUGCACGCUAAAGUCAUACUGCUCGUACAGGCUAGUGUGACCCUUAGCACAUCCAAGAAUGACACACUGAAAAGUUGAGGCUCACUGCCAAUCCUUAGGUCAAGAGGAAAUUUAGACAUCUCAAUACAAUGUACAAUUCAGCAUGGUGCGGUUUUAACGAUUACAGAACUCAAACGAGUGUUUUCAUGAUCUUUAGAAGUGUCUCUUAAAAAAAAAAAAAUCUAACAAGAGUAUAACGUCAUUCAAGGCCAAAUACUACACAUAAUUCACUGGCCUCGUGAAAGCUUGUGUUGCCAUUACAAUCCAUAAACCACUGUAGGCACUGUAACCGCUUCAUCUCAUUGAAGUGGUUAUAGUGUCUGUCAGGGCCCGGACUGGGAAUGAAAAGUAGCCCUGGAAAAAAAUUAUAUACCAGCCCCAUAAUGCAUCGCGCCAGCAUAGUGUGCAUAUAUGGAAGCGGGAAAAAAAACUUUAAAACUGAAAACUAUUACUCAAAUGUGAAAGAAAGCACUCAUAGGGCUUCAAAAUAAACAAAAGAGCGGAUUUAUUAUAAGCAGACGUGUAUUUGCAUAUAAUCAAAUGUUUCAGUCCAUUUUCUUGAUAUAUUAAGAAAAGUUUGGUCAUUUGGACUAAAAUUGUGAAUGUAUUGUGAAUGUAUGCUAUUGCACAGCAGUAAAAAAAAUGGUUAUCUUGUUUUUUUUUUUGAAGUAAUAAGAGUGUACUCUUCACUUUGGCUUACAACUGGAUACAUUUCAGUCAAUGCCAAUUAAUUUCCCAUAGUAAAGCAUUGGGGGGCUUUUGCGCAUGUGUGGCAAAAUGCUGCGCUUCACCGCACCAAUCAGCAUCUCCUCACCGCACCAAUCAAUGCAUCUCUAUGGGGAGCGAUCAGCGUCUCCAUGCAGAGUGUGCAGCACUGGACUAGGAAGCAUAUCUAGUGGCCGUCUGAGUGACUGUCACAAGAGAUGUGCCUAGACAGCAAUGUAGACACUACCUUUUUUCUGAAAAGGUAGCAUUUACAGUGCUUAGCCUACAGGGACAGGCUAUAGACAACAGAACCACUACAUUAAACUAUAGUAGCUCUGGUGACUACAGUGUCCCUUUAAUACUAAGUCUUUCUCUCACCUGACAACUCAGGGUUACAGGGAGAGCAGGAGACACAAGUGAAGAUGCAUUUUGUUUGUGUCUUUCUCUCCCAAGCCCCUUUCGUGUGUCUCUUAGCCCCAUCCCCAUUGUCUCUUUCUCCCUUUCCACAGCCCUUCUGUGAGUGUCUUUCCCAUGUCUCAGCACCUCUAUGUGUAUCUUUCCCCACAGCUCCUUUGUGUGUCUAAUUCUCCCAUUUCCUAGUCCCUCUGUGUGUCUCUUGUUUGUCUUCCUCAGCUCCUCUGUGGGUGUCUCCUGUUCCACUUUCCCAACCCCUCUGUCUCUUUCUCCAUGUGUCUCAUUCCACCCUCUCCAGUCUUCCAUGUGUCUCUUUCUCCCCACACACGUCUGUGUGUCUUUUUACUCCCCAGCCCCUUCAUGUGUCUCAUUACCCCAAAGCCCUCCAUGUGUCUCAUUCCACCCUCUCCAGUCUUCCAUGUGUCUCAGUAGCCCCCAAAUGUGUCCCAUUAGCCCCUAGCCCUCCAUGUGCCCUAUUAGCCCUUUCUCCAUCCAUAUAGCCCACCCAGCCCUCCAUGUGUCACACUAGCCCUCCCUCCCAGCCCUCCAUGUGUUCCUAUAGCACCCUCCCAGCUCUCCAUGUGUUCCUCUGCCCCCUCCCAGCCCUCCAUGAUUCCCUAUACCCCCUCCCAAUCAUGUAUGUGUCUCAUUAGCCCUUCCAUGUGACUCGGUAGCACCCUCAUCUGUCCUAUACCCCCUGUGUCCCAUUAGCUCCCCAGCCUAUGUGUCCCUAUAGCCCCCUCCCAGCCCUCAUUGUGUCCCAAUCGGCCCCCUACCAGCCCCCAUGUGUCCCACUAGCCAUCCCUCCCAGUCCCCAUGUGUCCCAUUAGCCCCCUCUCAUGUGUCCCUAUACCCUCCUCCCAGCACUCCAUGUGUCCCAUUAGUUCCCCCACAGCCCUCCAUGUGUCCCUAUACCCCCCAGCCCUCCAUGUGUCCCUAAACCACCCUCCAUGUGUCUUUAUACAUACUUCCCAGGCCUCCAUGUGUUCUUAUUUCAUUAGUACCCCCAGCUCUCCCUGUAUCCCAUUAGUUCCCCUACCAGCUCUCCUUGUAUCCCAUUAGUUUCCCCCCAGCUCUCCCUGUGUCCCAUUAGUUCCUCCUCCAGCUCUCCCUGUGUUCCAUUAUUUCCCUCCCCCCCAGCUCUCCCUGUACCUUGCUGUAGCGUGGCCGAGCAGGCAGACCGUGGUGGAGGAGCUAGUAUGCCGGCCCAGCGGGAAAUUUCCCGGUAUCCCGGUGGGCCAGUCUGGCCCUGGUGUCUGGAGCAGAGGCGCAGCUAGAAACCACGGGGCCCAGGUGCAAAAAUUGCCCUGACAGCAUGGGCCACCCGAUGGGCCCCUUCAAUGCAGCCCAGGCGGUUAUACCGCGCACGCUGGGGUCGCGUUACUUAGCUGCGACCUCUGCGACCGUAGCAGUUCCGCCACUGGUCUGGAGUCCCCUGGUGCCAUCAUUCCAUUUAGCUUUAAAAAGUAUUUAAUGUUUUAAUGUUAAACAAAAGUCCUAAGCAGCCCACCCCUUCUGUGCUGCUUGAGCUAAUGAGAAAGCAUUAGUCUGAACAUCAAUGGGUGGCUGUGAUUGACUGAGAGCAUCAGCUGUUUGCUUCCAGCCUAUGACAGUGCUCAUUUACGGUAUGAAUUGGUAUUUAUAGAAGGAAGUGUGCAAUCUCUACUUUAGCAAUGAAUUCAGUGGGAUGGGGCAAGAGGAAGCCAGGGACCCUUAUUUAGUGUUAAACAUCUCAAAAAUAUUUAAAUAAUAGAUGAAGGGACAGCACCAGAGGACUCCAGGCAUUACAAACCAUUCAAUGAGAUGAAACGACAAAAGUGUCCCUUUAAGUGUUGAACAUAGCUAGUGCCCUUAGCGUAGUGCAAGUGCUUCUAAUGAUGUGCUUGCUUUAUGAUCUGAGAGCAGAUUGCUUUUUUUCCACAAAUGUGGGAAACCAGGGAACCAACCUGGGAUGGAAGGACAGAAGCCUGAAGUUGUAACUGUCCCAAUGGAUUUAGGACAGUUAGGAUGCCUGAAAGUAAUACUCACACCCCUUUAUAUGUUUUAUCUAAAACAUUAGCACCUUUGCUUUUUUCUUCCUGCUUUGUUCUUCCAAGCACCAUAUCCUCCCAUUGUUCUUACUUCCAUUCCUUUAAACGCCCAGAGGCCAUCACUUCUCUUACAUUGUUGAAUCCAGAUUGUAUUUCACCUACCCUGUCUCAUUCUCCUCUAGAUGGUGGUUUUGGACCUUUAAAAACCUUGUAAUUUGCAUGGGCAGAUCCAGGGGAAGGGGCACCAGGUCAAGUACCCUUCCAGAGAAGCCAAACCAAGACUGUCAGGGGAUAUCAAGGGAUCUCGAGAACUGGCCAAAGAGGGAGCUUUAAUGCCAGUAAAGGCCAAUCUCUUUAAUUGGCCAGGUCACCCUGAUGCCAGUAGUAGGAGAAAGUACUUGGGCUGAAGCUCCUGUAGGUAUAGACCAAGUUCUCCUCUCCUUUUACAGUAUUGGAGCGUUGCCGUGGGUUAACAUGGCACCAGCUAGAAGGAGCUGUCUGCACCCACCGGACCACCAGUGAUCAUGAUCUCAGGAUCAGGAUUUACUCCUCCCUAGCAUAAGGUAAACUUUAAGGCGUGGGGGAUAAACUUUAGUUUAUUUUGUUUCUGAUUUUUAAUACUUGUCUUCUCAGCUUUUAUUACCCCACUAUAGCCCCCUAUCACUGCAAUUACAGCCUCUUUUAAAACACUACAGUCCCUAACUCCCUUAAUUAUAGCCCCUUUCCUCCACUACAGCAACUAUUCCCUUCUACAACUCCUACACACUACUACAGUUCCUAUCUCCCCCCUACAGCCCCUAUUACCCGACUACAGUUUCUACCCCCCCACAGCCCAUAUUACCAGACUACAGUCCCUAUCCCCCCACUAUAACCACCCACUGCCGACCCUAUCCCCUACAGUACAGUACUACCAAGUACUACAGUCUCUAUCUCUCCUACUGCAGCCUCUAUCACUCCACUACAGCCCUCUACUAGUGCCCCUUCUGAGAUUAGCAACUGCAUCCACUCCUGUUAGUUUGUUUAUCUUUGAGAUUUAUUCUCUACUGAAUUGUAGAGAACUGAAAGCCAAAUUGCAAAAUAUAAGCAAAAAUAGCCAAGCUGUCAAUAACUGAGUUGGGAAAUUUUAACAUAUUAGCAAUUUUGGCCUUAAUGUAGCAAUUUGUUUUUCAAUUCUCUACAGUUUUGUUCUUAGUUACAAUUACAUAUUCUACAAUCUUCUAAUGUAAUUUUAUUGUAUACAGUAUUGCAGAUUUUUUAGUGUUAUAUAAAAUAAUGGCAAUAAUAAUAAUUAUAUAAAUUAUUAUAUCUACAAUGACCAAGUCUAUCAUAACAUCUGUAUAACUUUACUUUUUCGUCUUGCUCCUACCUGUUCCAUUUGUGUAUGUGUGGAAAUGUAUGUGCUGUGUUUGUCUCUGUUUGCAUUUUGAACACUUCAGAUAAAACUUCAAAGGGAUUCUUUCCUCUCUCUUAACAGUCUCCAAAUACUCCUUCGCUAGAUGUGUGGAGUGGCACAUUUAACCCCUUCCACAUUGUAAUAUUCAGAAUAAUUGUUUCUGUCGACCUUUCCGAUUGGCUGACAUUCAGUCCUUGACCUCAUGAACACUUGCUGGAACAAUGCUUUGUCCAGCAUUAGCUAUUUGAAAUUCCAGAUUGACUGAAACAUCGAUCUUUUCUUCAUGUUAGAAUAAAGACACCUUUAUCCUUGAUAAGACCAUGGGUUCUACCAAUCUUUCUACAUUUGUAUUUAUGGGCCUUUGGAGAAGCACCCGGUAUUAUGUACAUUAUCGAGCCUCAGUGCAUGGACUAGGAUUAAAUAUAUAUUUCCAAAGAUUGCCCUCAACUCUGACUCCAAUGUUAUCUAUUUGCUGGGGCUUAAUGUAUAUACUCUGAUUCCAUACCGGCACCCUGCAGCUUUGCUUAAGUUUUGUUCUUUAUUCCACCAAAGUUACAAAGUCAACAUUUCAGUUCAAGGUUUGAAGGCCCCAGCUAAUGGAUAACUCACUUCUUCCCCAACCUUCUCCAACCUUUUAAGUUAGGGGACUGGUACUACACACCAUUUUUAUUGAUGUCCUGGUCCCACUUGGUCUUCUUUCAUGGUGCCCCAUCUUAAAGUGUCUAAGAUGGUGUUGCCACAAUCUCCUAUGCUCUGCUUUUCCUUGUACACCAAAAAUCAUUUUUGAAACAAAAAAAAUGGGCCAGAUGAGAUGGGAAAUUUUGGACAUGUUUAUUUUAAAAAAUGGAAAAACUGCUUUAAGGCAGUGACAUAACUUCCUGUAUGCAGUUUGCAGUGAGUUUAGAUUAGGUUGCUAUGUUUUUGAAGAAUACAAUCAUGACUAUCUCUGUAUAUUCCUGGUUACUAGUGCAAAAUAAAACUAUUUUGUACUUCAUUAUUUAAAUUUGUAUUCUAGCCUAGGUACCAAAAUGAUUGUGGUGAGGCCAAACAUAAUAUAACACCCCACAGUGCAAAUACAAAAAAAUACUGUUAUGCAUCACCUGCAUAUGUCAACAGGUCCUUCGUGGGCAUAGAAACUCACCUUUGAAGUGAAGUGUGUGUCUAAGUGUGUGCUGGGGACUCACACACUACACACAUAUAUCUACACAUGGAUACACACACUACACCCACACAGAUGCACACAUACAGUUACACACAUUACGCACAUACAGAAACACACUACACACAGAUACACACACUACAAACACACAUAGAUACACACAUACAGAUACACACACAAUGAAAUUACAAUUUAGAGUGGCCUUUUAUUGUGACCAGCCUAAGGCACAACUGUGCAAUAAUCAUGCUGUCUAAUCAGUAUCUUGAUAUGCCACACCUGUGAGGUGGAUGGAUUAUCUCAGGAAAAGGAGAAGUGCUCACUAACAGAUUUAGAGAGAUUUGUGAACAAUAUUUGAGAGAAACAGAUAUUUUGUGUACAUAGAAAAAGUCUUAGAUCUUUGAGUUCAGCUCAUAACAAAUGGGGGCAAAAACAAAAGUGUUGCAUUUAUAAUUUUGUUCAGUAUAUAUAAUGCUUUCCUAUGGGGUUUUGCUGAAUGUCCUCAUGCAGAGCAGCGUUAGUUAGGUGAAUCAACCUGAAGUCCCUCUAGUGGCUAUCUGGUAGAGAGCCACUAGAGGUGGAGUUGACCCAAUGAGCUGAAGUUGUCUUGGUGUCUAUAGUGUCAAGACACUAGGCCAAACUUCUGGAAUAAAAUGGAAUCAUGACAUGUCACACAUGUCAUGUGUCCUUAAGGGGUUAAAUAAUUACAAACUUAGUUCUCGCCUACAAAACCCCCAUAACUGAACUCCAAUCUAUAUAUUAUGUCAGAUCUUGGUUUUUCCAUCUACCAUUCACACUCAUCUGUCAUCCAUCAAACCCCCUCAACCGUAGCUAUGUCCUUCUGUAUCUUUAUGUUCAUAGAACACCAGACUUUUCCCUGGCCUCCUAAUUUUUAAUGUAGCACUAAAACCUGGCUUCUAGUGAAACAUAACCUGUUCUACUGCUGUUUGCUUUAAUAUCAGCCCACCGUCCUGCUCUACAGCUUCAGUGUGAUGUAUUAAUGUAAAUAUGGUAUACUUGUUCAUAUAAUAGCAAUCUGUCUUCCUUUCUUCACUUGAAUUCAUUGUUCUAACUAUCUUUAGUGAAAUUGUUCCUUCUGACAGCAAGUGUUCUAGAAGAGGGCUUUUAGUGCAUCCUACUCCCGCAUACCUAACUUGUUCUGUCACAGUUACUU